AAACUUGCUGAGAAUUAUCAUGUACUAAAUAUUUUCACUGCAUAUAAAAACCCCGAUCGAUGGCAAGUCCUGCAAAGAAACCGAAAACCUCGGCACUACCAGUGUGCCCAUAUGGAGCACGAUGUUACAGAAAAAAUCCCGAGCAUUUUAAAGAAUUUACACAUCCCUCGAAGAAGACUGACGCUUCUGCAAGUGACAACGGCAUGAACAGCGAUACCAAGGCCAGUGUCAAUGACAGCAACCUUCCACCCUGUAAAUAUGGUGCUAGUUGUUACAGGAAGAAUCUUCUUCACUUUGCUGAGUAUUCUCAUCCCACUGUGAUAAAAGGCAAGGACAGUGGGAGUGACACGGAUCCUAUAGAAUCAGAUGAAGAGGAUAAGAAAAAGUCAAAAGUCAAGUCUGCAGACAUCUUGAAAAGAGGCAUGUCUCUGGUUAAGAAGUACUCACAGAUGACAGAAGAUGAAAGAAAGGAGCUGAUCAAACAAGCGUUUGAAGCCAAGCAGAAACUACAGGAAGAAUUAAAGGAAACAAAAGACAAAGUUAAAGAGAAGGAAAAGGAAUUGGAGAAAAUGCAGCAAAAGGUGUCCUCUGGCCUGUUAUUUGUGGAAGGGGAGAAGGCUGCUUUAGAGGGGACAGACACCGUGUACUUUUCACUUAUGGCUGAGAGAAACCAUAAGGAGGGAUCGGCUGAGCAGACUCAUUUCAGACUCGCCGAGUCACAGUUUUACCGCCUCCUAAGUGGCACGGACAAUAGUUAUACCAUUAAAAAAGUGGAGUAUGUUGUUAAUCCAGAGCUGAGGACCAAAUUUAAACAUGCAAAAGAUGAGCUGAAGAAACAGAGAGGGGAGGAUCUAUCCUAUCCUGUGUUAGCAUUUCAUGGAACAAAAGUAGAAAAUAUCACCAAAAUCUGUGAAACAGGAUUUAGGGUUCCUGGUGAUAAAGGUUUCAAACACAGAACAGACACAGGCUGGUACGGGAAGGGGGUUUACUUCAGUGAGUACCCGGACUACUGUAUGGGGUACAUCCAGGGGGCAGAGAAGCUCCUCCUCUGUCAAGUUCUCCCGGGGAAAGUGUUUCACUGCAGUAAGCUGAUCCACGGGGCGGCGCUGACCAAGGGACACGACUCUCACACUUCACCCGAUAAAAAAGAACUGGUCAUCUUUAACCCUUAUCAUAUUCUGCCCUGCUAUAUCGUUCAUUAUAAGAUGGCAUCUGGGGAGUUUGUAUAUGGUAAAACUGGUACUGGGAGUAAGGCUACUUCAGCAAAGAAAUCAGGAGAUGAUGACGAUGAUGAUGAUGAUGAUGAUGAUGAAAGUGUGCAUGAAAAAUGUAUGAAAGCUCAAACAGCCAAAAAGUCAAAAGUAUUGAAGGACCAGAAAAUUUUGUUCACUGGAGCCUUUUGUUUGACCCAGAAAGAAAUCACAGAGCUUGUUGUGAAGCAUGGAGCCACAACAGGGACACUGGGUAAUUUCAAUCUCUGUGUUGCAUCGUUGGGAUCCGUGGAGGGUACUACCAACAAAUUCAUGAAGGCAAUGGACAAAAAUAUUCCGAUAGUUUCGGAGGAAUUCUUGUAUGACUCAAUCAUCAAAAAGAAAUUAAUGGAUCCUGAGGAUUAUUAUCCUGAACAGUAGCAACAUUUAUAAACCGUUUCUCCUUAAAUUUAUCCUGCCAGAUUAUAUGGAGCUUUGAUUCAUACGUCUCUGUAUUUUGGACAAAGUUACAUGUGUGUGUACAAUAA
Saccostrea echinata is the source of this 1738-nucleotide messenger RNA. RefSeq lists its product as uncharacterized. Gene Ontology annotation, molecular function: 3'-5' exonuclease activity; NAD+ poly-ADP-ribosyltransferase activity; DNA-(apurinic or apyrimidinic site) endonuclease activity. Gene Ontology annotation, biological process: double-strand break repair. The coding region runs from base 60 to 1631 and encodes 523 amino acids. Gene Ontology annotation, cellular component: site of double-strand break; nucleus. The transcript is spliced from 10 exons. Lineage: Eukaryota; Metazoa; Mollusca; Bivalvia; Ostreida; Ostreidae. The record is from RefSeq and is a predicted model, not a curated record.